Musa acuminata AAA Group (dessert banana) is the source of this 568-nucleotide messenger RNA. RefSeq names its product probable cytochrome c oxidase subunit 5C-1. The coding region runs from base 191 to 385 and encodes 64 amino acids. The transcript has 2 exons. The record is from RefSeq and is a predicted model, not a curated record. NCBI's taxonomy places the organism in Eukaryota, Viridiplantae, Streptophyta, Magnoliopsida, Zingiberales, Musaceae.
GUAACGUAUCGUUCUUUCCAUUUCCGUUAUUUUCAUAUAGCGACGGCCACAUAAUACACGGAAGUCGCCGCCGCCGCUGCCGCCUCGGUCCUUGCUGUCUGCGAAACCAAUCGUUGGUGCGACGAAGCUGAGAUCGAGCUCUCACAAGUUCCAGUUUGUUGCUCGUGAGGCUUGAAGUUUGCCAGUACAGAUGGCUGCUCAUAAAAUUGCACAUGCAACUCUAAAAGGUCCUAGUGUUAUCAAGGAGAUAUGCAUUGGCCUUACGCUGGGUCUGUUUGCUGGUGGUCUGUGGAAGAUGCACCACUGGAAUGAGCAAAGGAAAACCAGAGCUUUUUAUGACAUGCUGGAGAAGGGUGACAUCAGUGUUAUUGCUGCUGAAGAAUAGCCAUCUGUGCCACGCUUUUGGUAUGAAAGAAAGACCUGUAUUCUGAUCUUGAAAUCUCUGAGUGCAUUUUCAGUUGUAACGUGUAGUUUUUACUUUGCAUACAAAUAAGUUUUGGGUAAUGGUUGAGAUUUGCCACGCUUUUUAUGUUCAGCGGUUGCAUGAACUAGAUCCAUUCUUUUUCUA